Plasmodium relictum is the source of this 5517-nucleotide messenger RNA. RefSeq names its product zinc-carboxypeptidase, putative. The record is from RefSeq and is a predicted model, not a curated record. The transcript has a single exon. Gene Ontology annotation, biological process: protein side chain deglutamylation. Lineage: Eukaryota; Apicomplexa; Aconoidasida; Haemosporida; Plasmodiidae. Bases 1 to 5517 code for a protein of 1838 amino acids.
AUGCUUAUUAAAAAUGAAGACAGUGUCAAUAAUCUUUAUGAUUUUACUUGUACUAACCCUAGCUGUAUUUCUUUAUUUCAUUUUAUAAAUUUGGAAAAUAACAAAUUAAAUAAAGAAGUUAAUAAAGAUGGAAAUAAAAACGAAGAUGUUAUAAUAAAUAAUGAAAAUCAAAAGAAAAAUCCUAGCACAGUAGAAUGCAUAAAAAACUUAGAAGAUAAUUCAGAAAAUUAUCUUCUUUCCAUUGAAGAAAAAAGAAGUGUGGAUAAUUUAAAUAGUAAUGAAAAUAUUCCUAAAAAAGUCAGAGAUUUUAUGAAUAGCAAUGAAAAUUUAAAAACUAUGUUUGAUUUAGUUUAUCACGAAUCUUAUAAAUUAAUUUAUGAAGAUACAAAUAUACAUAUAGAACUACCUUCGAUAAUAUAUGAUAAGGAUAAUAAUAAUGACAGUAAUAAUAAUAACAUUGAGAAGAAAAUAAAUAAUGUAAGAAAAAUUGAUGAUUUAAAAGAUUAUUUAAAUAGUAAUUUAAAGUAUUUGAAUUUGAAAAAUGAGGAACAUUUUUUAAAAAACAUUAAUUUGAUUAAUGAAAUAUUGAAUUAUAAUUAUUUUUCUAUAUACAAAAAUAUGUAUAAAUCGGAUAUAAUUUUUGUUCAGAAUCAUGAUAAUUUCUUAUAUCAUAUUCCAAAAAUGAAAAAGGAAUUACAAAAUGAUAAAACUAAGAGUGAUAAAGAAAAUUUUAAUUUAUAUGAGAAAAAUGCAUUUUCAUCUAAUGCAAAUAUUGAUGAGUGUAUUUUGAAUUGUGAUUUCUUACAUAAAGUAAAGUUGUGUAAAGAUGAACAAAAAAAAAGAUGUGAUGAAAUAAAGGUAGAUAAAAAAUUUUCAGAGGAAAAUGACCUAUAUGAAAAAAACAUAUUAAAAAAAAAGAAUGAACAAACUAAAAUAAAAAGUAAAAAUUGUCGUUGUAUAUAUGAAAAAAUAAAAAAUAUUUACUGUAUGCAUAAACCAGGAAUUAAUUAUAAAUAUAUAUAUCCACCAAAUCAUAGACUGGACAAUAUUAAAGAGUUGUAUAUUUCUAAAGCAAAUAUUUUAUUUAAUUCUAAAUUUGAAAGUGCUAAUUUGCAAUAUGCUAUAAAAGAAAAAAAUAAAGAAAUAUAUUCUUUAUUUUUAAAUCAUGAUAUAAGAAUGAACGAAAAAAAAAAUCAGUGGUUUUAUUUUAGUGCUAGUUAUGUUCCAGAUGAAUAUUAUAAAUAUGAAUUAGAUAAAAAAAAAAACAAGCAGAGAAAUAUGAGUGAGUUUUUAAAUGAAAUAAAUAAAGAUAUAUAUAUAGAUAGUAAUAAUAUUAAAUAUUCUGUUGAUUCAUCUGAUAAAUUUUCAGUAUCUAACAUCAAAAAGUUGGAAAAACCAUUUACUGUUCGAUUUAAAAUAGUAAAUAUGUCAAAGCCUUAUUUUUUAUAUAAAGAAGGAUAUUCUCCUUUGGUUUUUUCAGAAUGUAAAAGUAAAUUUGAAAAUAUUCAUUGGGAAAGAUGUGCAUAUAAUGUAAAAUACAUAAAAAAUACAUCAGCAAAAUAUUUUAAUAUAAAAAAAAACUGUUUUGAAAAUAUGAAUUAUAAUACUUAUUCAUUAGAAUUCAAUUAUGACUUUACAUAUUCAUACGAUACUGUAUAUUUUUGUAGCUGUUAUCCCUAUACAUAUUCUUAUUUGAUACAAUAUUUAAAUUCUAUUGAAAAUUAUUUAAAGGAUAAUAAAACUAUUAAUUAUAUAGAAAAAAUACUAUGUAAAACUAGCUGUGGUUUUAAAUGCCCAAUCAUAGCUAUAACAAAUUAUGAUCAUAUAAAUACUCAGGAAAAUAAAUCAAAAGAAAAUCAAAAAGAUUCAGAUGAAAUAAAUGAUAUAACUAAUGAAAAGUUUGACAAAAAUAUUGAAGAAAAAAAUAAUUUCAACAAUGAACCUGGAAAUAUGAUCAAUAAUAACAACUUUACCUCUAAUCAUGAAAAUGCAAAAACAGAAAAAGGAGGAGAUAUAUUUCAAAAUGAUGAAUGCUUUUGUAUCAAGCAUUGUACAAAUUUGAAAAAUAAAGAAAAUGAAAUGGAUAAUAAAGGUAUUACUUCAAUUAACAAAAAACACUGUUUUUCACCUAAUAACGUUAUUAAUUUAGAAAAUGAAGGGUUAUAUACUGGUACAAGCUUAGGUUCAAAUAAUGUUAGCAAAAUAAAUAAUUUAUAUACAAAAGAAUAUAAAAAAGAAGAUUAUGAUAAUCAAAAUAACAACGAUAAAAUGUUUCAUUAUAAUUUAUUGUAUAAUUUAAAUGAAAAUAGUUUGAGUGAAAAUGUUAGCAAAAAUGUGAAUACUUACAUAAAAAGUGAUAAAACCAUGAGUUCUUUAAAUAUAAUGACACAAAAUACAGUAAACAAGAGUUCUAACGCAUUUAUGAAUGAAUUUCCAAGUUUGUUAAAAAAAGAUGUUAUUUAUGAAACAAAGAAAAAUAAAACUAGAGAGUCAUUAAAUUCAAAUGGAAUUGUAAAUUUUCAAAAAAAAGAAAAAAAUAUUAUUUUUUUGACAGCUCGUGUGCAUCCUGGAGAAACAAAUGCAAGUUAUGCUAUGCAUGGAUUCUUAUCUUUUAUUAUAUCAGAUAAUAUUUAUGCAAAUAUUUUACGUGAUAAUUUUAUUUUUAUUAUAAUACCAAUGUUAAAUAUUGAUGGAGUAGUACUAGGGCAUAAUAGAUAUUGUUCUAAUGGAUAUGAUUUAAACAGGCAGUGGAAUAAACCAAUAUUUUAUCUGCAUCCAACUAUAUAUGCAGCAAAAUCUUUGAUAAAAAAAAUUAGUAAAAGUCAUAAAAUUGUAUUUUUUUGUGAUUUUCAUGGUCAUUCAAGAAAGUACAAUUGCUUUUUAUUUGGAAAUUCAUAUACAAGUACGUAUAUAAAAAAUAAAAAGUUUGCAGAAAUAUUUCCUGAGAUUAUUACAGAAUCUUUGCCUUGGUUUUCACUUAAAGACACAAAAUUUAAAAUUGAAAAUGAAAAUAGAGGAAUAGCUAGAUAUAUAUGUGGCUAUGAGUUCAAUAUUGAUUGUAGUUAUACAUUAGAAAUGUCUUUAAUAGGGGUGAAAAUAAAAAAGGAUUUUAAUUUUUUGCCUAAUAUUACCAAAGACCUUUUACUUACCAAAAAUGAUGAAAUGUGCAGAAGUAAAGAAAAUAAAGAAAUGAUUCUUAACAGUUCAGGUAUUUAUGAGAUAAAUGAGAAAAAAAUUCAGAAUAACAUGGAUGAUUCUGAGAUAAAUGAGAAGACAAGUAAUAACUUAUUCCAGAAGCAUGAACAAAUUUGCAAUAAAGAAGAAAAAGAAAAAGGUACAAAAAUAAAAAUUAAUGAAACAACUAAGGAAAUUGUUGCUAAUUGUGGCAAAUGUGAUAUUGUAGAUGGUGAUAACAGUCAUUUAAAUGAAAAUUAUCAAAGAAAAAACUCAAAAGAAUUAAAUAAUACAAGCAAGAUAGAAAAUCAUGGAAAUAUAGUUGAUUAUUAUUAUGAUCCUAAUAUAUAUGAUUUUUUUUAUUAUGAUGAAAAUAUGUUUUUAAUGACUGGUAUUAGUUUUGGUAUUUCACUUUUCAAAUUUAUGAAUUUUUCGGCAUAUUAUGAAUCUUCCUUAUAUAAAGUGGCUAAUGAAAAAAAAUUAUUGAAGAGUUCGUCAUUAGCAAGAAACUUAAAAUGCAUAAAUAAUAACGAUGAAUUGGAAGGAUUGAAUGUAAAUAAAUCUAAUAAUUCUAAUGGAUUAAAACAAAUAAAUAGUAAAAAGAAAGUUAAAAUAAAGAAAAAGGAUCUUGUUGAUAACUCCCUUAAUUUUAGUGAAGUAAAAAUCAGUAAAAAUAAUUUACAAAACAUUAAUAAUAAUAAUGUUAUUAAUGAUACAGAAAAGGUGAGUAAUGUUAUUGGAGAGGAGAGAAAGAAAAAAAAAUUAGUAAAUAACGAACAGAAAUCUAAUAAUAAUUAUUUAAGUAGUACUUCAGAAAAAAACAUAAUUACUAGUAAUAAUUUGAAUAAUUAUAUUAGUAAUAAUGCUUGUUAUAAUUAUUAUUGUAAUAAUAAGAAUGGUGAUAUGCUUGCUGACAAUAAUUCUAGUAGUGCAAGUAAAUUUAUAAAAAAUUUACAUAGUCACACAAAAAAAGGAAAAAAAAUAAAAUAUAAGAAAACUUCAUACGAGAAUAAUAAGGAAUAUUUGGAGAAUACCUCUAAAAAUACCAAAAUAUAUUUAAAAGAAAAAGAAGUAAAUAACUUAAAUAUUAUUAAUAAAAAAAAGAAUGAAGAAAAAUUACCAAGUAUUAAUAUAAAGCACUAUGGAAUUAGACACACUAUUAAUUCAUUUACUGAAAAUGAUACCAAGUAUUUUAUGAAUAAAAAUAUAAAUAGUACAUAUUGUGUAAAAGAUUUUCGAAAGAUAAAAUUUUCUGCAGAAAAUAAAACUUAUUUCACAUUAAAUUCAAUUAUCCCUUCUAGAGAAAAUAUAAGAGAAUUAAAUAAAGGAGAAAAAGUACAUAUAGAUUCUUUUUUAUGUAUCAGUGAUAACAGCAAAAACAAUGAUAAUAAUUUUCAUAUUGGUAAUCACAAUAAUAAAAGCAGUGGAAACAAUAAUGAUAAUAAAAAAUAUAACAUAAACAAUGAACAUAUGAAUUAUGAAAUUUUAUUAAAUGGUAAUAUGCAUAGUAAAAGUAAAAUACAACUUGAUUCUAAAAAGUGCAAAUUUGUGAACAAGGAAAGAAAAAAUAAGAGUAGAUCGGCAACAAUAAAAAGCAAGAAGUAUAUGAAAGAAAAAGAUUUGGAUAAAGUAAAAACAACUGAAAAAAAAAAUGCAAUUUUAUCUGAUUCAUAUUUAGGUAAAAUAAAAACAAGAGAUAAAAUUACUUUAAGUGAAUAUAUUAAUAAUAAAACAUCUUAUGUAGAUAAUGGAAAUAAAAAAAUAAAAGAAAGCAUAAAAUUAUCAAGAAACAAAAAAAUAAAAAAUGAAGUAUACACAGCAGAUUGUAUGCAUACAAAAAAAAAACAAAAUGAAAUGGAAAACAAACAUAAAUGUUUCAUAAAAGGAAAUAUUAACACAAAAGAAAAGAAUAUGAAGGUAAAUAAGACGAAGAAUAAUUUAAAGAUUUGUAAAAGUUUGAGUAUUAUCAAAAUUGUUAAAACCAAGAAUAUGGAAAGUGAAAUAAAUUGUUAUUCGUUCCCAAUAUUAAAAGAUAAUGAUAAAAAUAUGCAUGUAAAAAGAAAAAAAAAAAGAAAAAAAAAAAGUUUUUCCAAUAUUUAUGUUACAUCAUUGAUUACAAAAAUGAAAAAUUAUUUAAAGUCUGAAGAAUUAUUCUAUGAUAAUAAAUAUUUUAAAAUACUAAAUUUAAAAAAAAAAAUUGAAAAGUGCUAUAAUGAAACGAAUAGUAUACAGCUUCAAAAAAUUAUUUUAAAAAAAUCACCAUUCAAAAUUGAAACAUCAAGUAAAAUGGAAAAUGUUGCAAUUAAGGAAAAAAAAAAAAAAAAAAACAGUGAAAAUCUUUAA